AUGAAUCAAAGAUUUAAUAGUGUUCCUCGUUUGAAAAUCGCAACCUCCUUACAAGUAGAUUAAAAUAGUGUUGCCAACUCUCCAACUAUAUUUCAUACUCCAAGAAGAUAAGUAACGGAAUCAAACAAAUAAAAUUAUUUCCAUAAAUUGUCAUAUUAAGAUUAAUGGAAGUCAGAGAGAUUGAUUAAAUAUGUUAGACACAAAAUAAUUGAUAAAGGAAUCAAUAAGAAACAAGGCUUUUAACAAGUUUUCCUUAUUCACAACUUCAAAGUCUUUUAGUAUUAUGUACCACUGUAUACAAAAAUUGAAAAUGAAAGCGAGCUCAUAUCUGAUUUCAUUGAUUAAUGUAUGCAUCUCAAAACCCUUUUGAAUUUAAAGUCCACUCCAAAAAUUUGGACUCUAGAAGGCACUUAGAUUAAAAAUUUCCAUUUACUCAAUUAAAAGGUAUUUUAUAUUAAUAACAGCUUUGAUUUUUGGAAUAUGAUAGCUCAUUAUAAUUAAUUUCUUGGUUCCUUUCAAAUGAACCUACUCGAAUCAAUGUAUUAAGACAUCUCAAAGUUUUCAAACUCUACUCAAAUCUUUGACUAUUUUUUUAGCAUCAAUAGCAAAAUCAGAUUUUAUUUUGCUUCACAAAUUAAUAAAUUACCUUAAAUAUAAAAUUCACAAUCAAAAAUUAAUUUGGAUGAUCAUGAAAUUGAAACUGCCUUUGCAAUGUUAGAUACUGAAAAACAGAAAACCAAAGUGUAAAUCUUUGAAUAAUUAAAUAAAGAAAUGAAUAGCAAAUCAAACUACUCCCAAAAAUCCAAUAAACUAAUUAAAUUGACCAUUAAAACUAGAACAAGAUAAUCGAUUGAAUAAUAAAUCUUACAAGAAAAUAUCAUCAAUCCUGAAGAUUUGCAAUAAUAAAUUCAAGAAUAAGUAGAAGGCUCGAAUGUAUUCAUACCUUCAACUCAAAAUAUUGAAAUUUCAUAAGUUAACAGUCCAUUUCAAUUAAAAACUAAUUUAAAUGAUAAAUACUUUAUGAAAAAUGUAAAUAUUGACAAAAUUUAAAUGGAUUAUAAAAUUACUCGGAGACAAACUAUCAAUUUUCUAACAAUAUUUAAAUGUUUAUUAAAUCGCGAAUCUCAACCAAGCAAAUUAUUGAUAUCCAAGGCCAACUUACUCUUGGCUUACCCAUAUCUAAUGAUGGAAGGAUAAUCAUGCGGCUAUGACACAUUCCUGUUUAUAAAGGAGACAAAAAUGACUAGUUUUAGUUUUGAAGAAUUUGUAAAGAUAUUCACUUAAGGCAAAGCAUGA
Molecule: messenger RNA, 1296 nt
Organism: Paramecium octaurelia
Lineage: Eukaryota; Ciliophora; Oligohymenophorea; Peniculida; Parameciidae
Source: the annotation of a GenBank genome assembly